UAUGAAGAUGUUAACAGAAGUAGAUAGAAAAGAUUGGGAAAAUACUUUUGAUGAUAAUUGUUUAUAAUUAAAUGAUUUAUCAAGUGUUGCAGAAGAUUGUUUAGGUAAAAUGGUUAGAGAUUUGGGAGUAAAAUAUUUGUUACCUAUUUUUGUUCCACUUAUUAUGUAAGCAUUAAGAUCACCUGUAAUUAAUGAAUAACAUGCUGGUUUGAUAGCUAUGGCAACAUUAUCAGAUAAAGCAGCAGAACAUUUCUAGAAUGAAUUACCUAGCAUUAUGGAAUUAAUAUUACCAUUAUCUUAAUCAUAAAAUAAAUUGAUUAUUUAUGAUUUAUUAACAUGUUUAGCAUCACUUUGUUAAGAAUUUACACCAAAGAUUUAAAUUAAUUAUGGAUCAUAGAUUUUAUAAUUGAUAGUUACAUGUAUGUAACAAAAGAUUUCAUAAAAAAUUCAAUAUAUUUCUAUUGCAUGUUUAGUUGAUUUUACUAGAGAAUUAGUAGAAGACAAAGAGGCAGCAAAGAAUGUAUUGACUCCAGUAUCAACCUUUUUGAUUGAAUAAUUAUACUCAGUUAUUCAAACAAAUUUAACAGGUUCAAUAGAUUAAUAAUAAUAAUAAAUAUUAGAAUAAGCACUUUCAGCAUUCAGUGCUUUAGCUACAAGUUUAUAAGAACAUUUCACUUAAUAUUAUGAUUAAAUGAUGCCAUAUAUGAUGUAAAUGAUGUAGACAGUUACAGUUAAUGAAGUAAAAUCAUUAUUAUUAGAAUGUAUUGGUUGUUUCUUAGUAUCUAUUAGUACAACAAGAAAAGAAUAAUGCAAAACUGAUUCUAAUUAAUUAGUCACACAUUUUAUCUAAUAAUAAAAUAAAAUGGAAUCAGAUGAUCCUGCUCAUACAUCUAUAUUCUUCUUCUAUACCUAAGUAGCUACAGCUUUAAGAUGUGAAUUUGGUUAAUACUUAGAUGCUAUAUUCCCAUUAGUUGAAAGAGCUAUGAGAUUAGAUGUUGGUUUUUCAAUCAAUUCAUAGGCUGAAGGAAAGAAUAUUACUAAAGUCAAGUUAGAUCUUAAAUUCUUAGGAAUGAAAAGCUUAUCACUCAAUACUAGUGCUCUUGAAUAAAAAGUAGAAGGAGCUCAUACUCUUGUUAAUUUAGCUGAGUAAUGUGGUAAAUCAUUUUAUCCAUAUAUAACUAAAACAAUAGUUUUAAUGAAAGAAUUCAUUAAUUAUAAACACAGUUCAUAAAUCUAAAAAUCUAUGGCUAAGUGUUCAGAAUAUUUAAUAGCUGCAUGUACACUUGAAACAGAUAUGGCAUAAGUACUUAUUUAAGUUACUCCUAUGCUCAUUACUGAAUUCACUGUGUUCCUUAAUAGUAAAUCUUAUGAUAGAGUUGCUGAAAUUGCAGAAGUAUUAGCUAAUUGUUUGAAUUAAGUUAAAGCACNGAAUAACAUGCUGGUUUGAUAGCUAUGGCAACAUUAUCAGAUAAAGCAGCAGAACAUUUCUAGAAUGAAUUACCUAGCAUUAUGGAAUUAAUAUUACCAUUAUCUUAAUCAUAAAAUAAAUUGAUUAUUUAUGAUUUAUUAACAUGUUUAGCAUCACUUUGUUAAGAAUUUACACCAAAGAUUUAAAUUAAUUAUGGAUCAUAGAUUUUAUAAUUGAUAGUUACAUGUAUGUAACAAAAGAUUUCAUAAAAAAUUCAAUAUAUUUCUAUUGCAUGUUUAGUUGAUUUUACUAGAGAAUUAGUAGAAGACAAAGAGGCAGCAAAGAAUGUAUUGACUCCAGUAUCAACCUUUUUGAUUGAAUAAUUAUACUCAGUCAUUCAAACAAAUUUAACAGGUUCAAUAGAUUAAUAAUAAUAAUAAAUAUUAGAAUAAGCACUUUCAGCAUUCAGUGCUUUAGCUACAAGUUUAUAAGAACAUUUCACUUAAUAUUAUGAUUAAAUGAUGCCAUAUAUGAUGUAAAUGAUGUAGACAGUUACAGUUAAUGAAGUAAAAUCAUUAUUAUUAGAAUGUAUUGGUUGUUUCUUAGUAUCUAUUAGUACAACAAGAAAAGAAUAAUGCAAAACUGAUUCUAAUUAAUUAGUCACACAUUUUAUCUAAUAAUAAAAUAAAAUGGAAUCAGAUGAUCCUGCUCAUACAUCUAUAUUCUUCUUCUAUACCUAAGUAGCUACAGCUUUAAGAUGUGAAUUUGGUUAAUACUUAGAUGCUAUAUUCCCAUUAGUUGAAAGAGCUAUGAGAUUAGAUGUUGGUUUCUCAAUCAAUUCAUAGGCUGAAGGAAAGAAUAUUACUAAAGUCAAGUUAGAUCUUAAAUUCUUAGGAAUGAAAAGCUUAUCACUCAAUACUAGUGCUCUUGAAUAAAAAGUAGAAGGAGCUCAUACUCUUGUUAAUUUAGCUGAGUAAUGUGGUAAAUCAUUUUAUCCAUAUAUAACUAAAACAAUAGUUUUAAUGAAAGAAUUCAUUAAUUAUAAACACAGUUCAUAAAUCUAAAAAUCUAUGGCUAAGUGUUCAGAAUAUUUAAUAGCUGCAUGUACACUUGAAACAGAUAUGGCAUAAGUACUUAUUUAAGUUACUCCUAUGCUCAUUACUGAAUUCACUGUGUUCCUUAAUAGUAAAUCUUAUGAUAGAGUUGCUGAAAUUGCAGAAGUAUUAGCUAAUUGUUUGAAUUAAGUUAAAGCACCUAUUUUAGAUGCUACUAUAAUUGAUUCAAUGUUUUAGACUUGCAAUAAGGCUCUUGCUGCUAUAGUAAAAACUAAAGAAUCAAUUACUUAUGAAGAUGAAGAAUAAUUUGAAGCUGAUUGUGAAGAAAUUGAUUUAUUACUUGAUCACAUUACCAAUAUUGCAACUGAAUUAAUUUCUAAUCAUAAAUGUGAAUCUGUUUAAACUAUGAUGCCUACUUAUUACUCAUUUUUAAAUACAAAAUCUACUAAAUCAUAGACUAUUAAUUCAAUUGCAUUUUUCAAUAUUGUUUUACCUCUUUGUAAUGAAUCAGUAUUUUAAUAAGCAUAAAAUGAAAUAUUAAAAUGUUAUUCUACUUUUUCUAAAACAGCUGAUCUAGAAAUGAAAUAAAAUUUACUCUUUGGUUAUGGUAAUAUUGCAAAAAGACUUCCAAAUCUAGAUACAACUCAAAUUAUAGAAUUAGCUUAAACAAUAAUUGAAUAACCUGAUUGCAAACAUGUUGAUAAAGUGGCAUCAUAUGAAACUGCUUUGACAACCUUAGGUAAAGUAGCCAUGUAUUGUAAUAUUGCUUAAAAAGAAUAACUUUUGACUAAAUUUUUAGAUUCUCUUCCACAUGAAUAUUAAGAUAAUUAAGAAACUCAUUUAAUGUUUAUUAAAGAAGUAAUUUUAUACAUUAUUAUAAAUAGGUUUAAAAUAACAAUCCAACUUUGAUGUAAUUUAAAGAUUCAGUAAUUCAAACUCUUAAUAGAAUUAAAACAUAAGAUUGUAACAAUCCUGAAAAUGAAUUAUUAUGUGAUGAAGGAAGAAAAUUGAUUUAAUAAUUAUUAUGUUGA
Molecule: messenger RNA, 3494 nt
Organism: Paramecium pentaurelia
Lineage: Eukaryota; Ciliophora; Oligohymenophorea; Peniculida; Parameciidae
Source: the annotation of a GenBank genome assembly